Messenger RNA from Vidua chalybeata, 1483 nucleotides. It is a transcript of the gene PERCC1, whose product is annotated as proline and glutamate rich with coiled coil 1. Bases 646 to 1347 code for a protein of 233 amino acids. The transcript is spliced from 4 exons. The record is from RefSeq and is a predicted model, not a curated record. Lineage: Eukaryota; Metazoa; Chordata; Aves; Passeriformes; Viduidae.
GUGACGUCAGGGAGCAGACCGAAGGGUGCCCGUGGCUAAUCAGCUCCCAUCCGCCGUGUUUGCCCAGCAGUGCCCGGGCGGCUGCUGCUCCCGCCCCGCUUCGCCGCUGUUCCAAAAUCUCUCCCAGGCCUGGCUGGGGAGCCCAACAUCCAUCUCGAAGGGGCACAAAGCUGAGAUGAGUGGGAGAUGAGUGGUCUGAACCUGCAUGAGGGUGGUGCAGCACCUGGGGGUACCCACGGAAAGGCUUUGCACACUGCAGCGGCAGCCCCUGUUUGCAGAGGCAUGGCUCGAUACGCAGUAUGUUCUUCAGAAGAUCCCUACUCCAGGAGUCAAAAUAGCAUGAAAUUUAAUUUUACGCCUAUUUGACAAAGCUUGAUUUCACCUCCAAUCAGCAGGGAGAUAAGAGCCCUCGGCACAAGUGUGCGGGCAGUUUGGCAGCUGGGGCUGCCGAUUUAAUAGGUGAAUUUACAGGGACAACACUUGAAAAUCCCCUGGCGAGUGAACCAUUAAGCCGUCAGCUCGCUGCUCCGCUAUAAAUACUUCAGGCCCAGGUGGAGGGACGGGCAGGGGGAGCGGCGCGGGAGCCUAUGCAUGGCCGGGCGGCAGCGCCAAGGGUGACUCCUGGGGGUGCCUCUGAGCGCUGACAUGGCUGCGGGUGUCAUCCAGCCCCUGGCCGAGCUGCGGCUGCCCUCGCCCUUCCCGCACGGCCUCCUGCUGCCCACGCACCCUGAGCCUGACUUCCCUGACCUCUCCGAGGAGGAGGAAGAGGAAGAGGAGGAAGAGGAGGAGGACGUGGAAGCAGUGGAGGAGAGCGUGAGGCCGAAGCUGGCCAGCGUCUCCAGCACUGCCGAGACCACCCUGCGUCUCCUCAAGUUUUCGGAGCACAUCAGCUGCGACAUCCAGCGCUACUUUGGGCAGCGGGGCCGGGAGGAGGCCGCCAGCAGCCGCCCCGUGCCCCAGGACUGCGGCUCGCCCCAGAGCGCUGAGGCUGUGCCCGAGGUCGUGGCCCCGCGGGGCAGCCUGGGGGCCACGCACAGGCUGGGGCCGCUGGCCGAGCUCUUUGAGUACGGCGUGCACCGGUGCCUGCCCGCACGGGCGGCCGGCGGCAAGACACAGCGGCUGGAGAGGAAGUACGGCCACAUCACCCCCAUGCACCGCAGGAAGCUGCCACCCUCCUUCUGGAAAGAGCCGGGCCCAGGCCCCGCCAGCCUCCUCCACACUGGCACCCCUGACUUCAGCGACCUCCUGGCCAACUGGACAGUGGAGCCAGGGCCAGAGCUGCCGGGCACCGGGCGGGAGCUGCUGGCUCGCCCGGGGCUGGAGGCAGAGCCCUUUGCUGGGCUGUGACCCCACUGUGGCCCUGGGGGCCCUGGUCCCGCCACGUGCCACCCAGUUAAUGAUAAACCUGGUGGCCCCAGUGCCAGCACCGGGGCACUCGGAGCUGCCGGGUCGAAGCCGGUGAUGGGACGAGUGAAUAAAUGAC